GCGCAGCUAGUCACGUGAUGCCGGGGGCGGGGGCAGAUAGGAGGUGCCUGCUGUCAUCGUUCCGUGGGCCCUGCUGCGGGCACGCUCUCGGCGCAUGCGUUUUUUAUGCGGGAUUAAGCUUGCUGCUGCGUGACGGCGGAGGGCUAGGAAAAGGCGCAGUGGGGCCCGGAGCUGCCACCCCUGACUCGACGCAGCUUCCGUUCUCCUGGUGACGUGGCCUACAGGAACCGCCCCAGUGGUCAGCUGCCGCGCUGUUGCUAGGCAACAGCGUGCGAGCUCAGAUCAGCGUGGGGCGGAGGAGAAGUGGAGUUUGGAAGUUCAGGGGCACAGGGGCACAGGCCCACGACUGCAGCGGGAUGGACCAGUACUGCAUCCUGGGCCGCAUCGGGGAGGGCGCCCACGGCAUCGUCUUCAAGGCCAAGCAUGUGGAGACUGGCGAGAUAGUUGCCCUCAAGAAGGUGGCCCUAAGGCGGUUGGAGGACGGCUUCCCUAACCAGGCCCUGCGGGAGAUUAAGGCUCUGCAGGAGAUGGAGGACAAUCAGUAUGUGAGUAGGGGAGGGGGGGCAUCGUAUUCUCACCCUCCGUCGCUCGUUCCCACUUCUUUGUGCCUUCAUUUUCCCAGCUACGCCUUCACCAGCUUUCAGGGAUUUCCUCCCGCUGUCACUCACACACACUGCUCAUUCAUCUGCCUCCUUACCCCCUUUUGCCCUUUUUUGUCCACUUGUUCACCUUUAUUUACCUAUUUCUUUCAUUUCUCACACAUUCACUCUCAUUUGCCUACUUAUUUCUUAAUGUAUUCAUUCAUUCACCGACUUUUUUUCUCAAAACAUGUAGCGAUUUAUAAUGUAACUAGCACCUAUUGAGCUCCCGAUGUGUUCUGCAGGCAUUAUAUACAUUGUCAUUUUGAGACCUCUUACUACUGUACAAUGCAGGUUUCAGGAUCUCUGUUUCUCAGGUGAGAGGAGGAGGUUAUGUCACCAGCUCUUGGGCCCUCCGUUAGUCAGUAGAGGGUUUGGCCCAGGUUUGAUUGAGAGUCCAGACAUUCUUCCCUUGGGACCUCCCAUAGGCCCUACCCUGUGUUGGGCACUGGUGACACAGAGAAACCAGCUCCAGCCCAGCUCCUGAGGACUUAAGUGUGCUAACAAGAGACAGAGGCAACAGGGCCCACCUAGUGUGGUUCGUGCUGUGAUAGGGUACCGGGAGGGGCUGCUGGAACACGAAGAGGGGCAUCUUUCACCCCUAGUGUCAUUACUCUUUUGGUGCUCUCUCUCACCCAUGUCGAAAUAGGGAAUGUAUUUGACUCCCUGGAGAGUAACGGGGUUGGGUCUCUGUGAUCCUCUGACUUAUCUUUGCUGUUCCCUGGAGAUAUGCAUGAUAUAUUGGAUGACAAAAGCAUGUUAUAAAAUUUUGUAUCAUCUGGGUUUUGUUUGGAAAAAUUAUAUAUGUGAAUGUGUAUUUGUGUGUGCCAUAUCUGUUGUAAAGUCUGGUAGAAUACACUCUAAGAUUGACUGUAGGAUUUUUCUUUUGUUCUUUUUCUGUUGGAUUUUAUGUCUCACCUGAAUGUGUGCAUGUGUUUUGAUCUGUUAAAUGGUUGUGUACUACCUGAAAAAUCCGAAAACAGCAAUCAGGCCAUUUUGAUUUUUUGAGGAAGAUAAAAGGGCUUCCAGACAGCCAUGUGUGGGAUAGGUGGAGAGAGAUCCAUAAGGAAGCUGGUGAUACGGUCCCUACAUCCAGUUGGUCAGAAAUUCUGAAGGUUCUAACUUUAAAACAUACUCUAGUUUUGCUCCUUGCCCAAGUCAUCAUCACCACUCAUCAGAAUGACAGCGGCAGCCUCCCCACUGCUCUCCAUAGCCACAGUCCGGAGGGCUUUGUCAAAAGUGGUCUCACUCUGUCACCCAGGCUGGAGUGUAGAAGUGCGAUUUUGUCUCCCUGUAGUCUCAACCUCCUGGGCUCAGGUGGUGCAACUGAAGGCUGUGUUCCCACACGGUGGAGGCUUUGUGCUGGCCUUUGAGUUCAUGCUGUCGGAUCUGGCCGAGGUGGUGCGCCAUGCCCAGAGGCCACUAGCGCAGGCACAGGUCAAGAGCUACCUGCAGAUGCUGCUCAAGGGCAUCGCCUUCUGCCAUGCCAACAACAUUGUACAUCGGGACCUGAAACCUGCCAACCUGCUCAUCAGCGCCUCAGGCCAGCUCAAGAUAGCGGACUUUGGCCUGGCUCGAGUCUUUUCCCCAGACGGCAGCCGCCUCUACACACACCAGGUGGCCACCAGCCCUCUUCCUCGCAGGUGGUACCGAGCCCCCGAGCUCCUGUAUGGUGCCCGCCAGUAUGACCAGGGCGUCGAUCUGUGGUCUGUGGGCUGCAUCAUGGGGGAGCUGUUGAAUGGGUCCCCCCUUUUCCCGGGCAAGAACGAUAUUGAACAGCUUUGCUAUGUGCUUCGCAUCUUGGGCACCCCAAACCCUCAAGUCUGGCCGGAGCUCACUGAGCUGCCGGACUACAACAAGAUCUCCUUUAAGGAGCAGGUGCCCAUGCCCCUGGAGGAGGUGCUGCCCGACGUCUCUCCCCAGGCAUUGGAUCUGCUGGGUCAAUUCCUCCUCUACCCUCCUCGCCAGCGCAUCGCAGCUUCCAAGAUGUCAUAUGCUUGGGUGCCAUCACCUCAUGACGCUGCCUGCUGUUGUGCCCUGUGCUCACUCCUCUCCAGCCCCAGGGGCUCUCCUCCAUCAGUACUUCUUCACAGCUCCCCUGCCUGCCCAUCCAUCUGAGCUGCCGAUUCCUCAGCGUCUAGGGGGACCUGCCCCCAAGGCCCAUCCAGGGCCCCCCCACAUCCAUGACUUCCACGUGGACCGGCCUCUUGAGGAGUCGCUGUUGAACCCAGAGCUGAUUCGGCCCUUCAUCCUGGAGGGGUGAGAAGUUGGCCCUGGUCCCGUCUGCCUGCUCCUCAGGACCACUCAGUCCACCUGUUCCUCUGCCACCUGCCUGGCUUCACCCUCCAAGGCCUCCCCAUGGCCACAGUGGGCCCACACCACACCCUGCCCCUUAGCCCUUGCGAGGGUUGGUCUCGAGGCAGAGGUCAUGUUCCCAGCCAAGAGUAUGAGAACAUCCAGUCGAGCAGAGGAGAUUCACGACCUGUGCUCGGUGAGCCUUACCUUCUGUGUGCUACUGACGUACCCAUCAGGACAGUGAGCUCUGCUGCCAGUCAAGGCCUGCGUAUGCAGAAUGAUGAUGCCUGCCUUGGUGCUGCUUCCCCGAGUGCUGCCUCCUGGUCAAGGAGAAGUGCAGAGAGUAAGGUGUCCUUAUGUUGGAAACUCAAGUGGAAGGAAGAUUUGGUUUGGUUUUAUUCUCAGAGCCAUUAAACACUAGUUCAGUAUGUGAGAUAUAGAUUCUAAAAACCUCAGGUGGCUCUGCCUUAUGUCUGUUCCUCCUUCAUUUCUCUCAAGGGAAAUGGCUAAGGUGGCAUUGUCUCAUGGCUCUCGUUUUUGGGGGUCAUGGGGAGGGUAGCACCAGCCAUAGCCACUUUUGCCCUGAGGGCCUCCUGUGUGCUUCACAUCACUGAGCACUCAUUUAGAAGUGAGGGAGACAGAAGUCUAGGCCCAGGGAUGGCUCCAGUUGGGGAUCCAGCAGGAGACCCUCUGCACAUGAGGCUGGUUUACCAACAUCUACUCCCUCAGGAUGAGCGUGAGCCAGAAGCAGCUGUGUAUAUAAGGAAACAAGCAUUCCUGGAAUUAAUUUAUAAAUUUAAUAAAUCCCAAUAUAAUCCCAGCUAGUGCUUUUUCCUUAUUAUAAUUUGAUAAGGUGAUUAUAAAAGAUACAUGGAAGGAAGUGGAACCAGAUGCAGAAGAGGAAAUGAUGGAAGGACUUACGGUAUCAGAUACCAAUAUUUAAAAGUUUGUAUAAUAAUAAAGAGUAUGAUUGUGGUUCAAGGAUAAAAACAGACUAGAGAAACUUAUUCUUAGCCAUCCUUUAUUUUUAUUUUAUUUAUUUUUUGAUGGAGUCUUGCUCUGUUGCCCAGGCUGGAGUGCAGUGGCACAAUCUCGGCUUACUGCAACCUCCGCCUCCUGUGUUCAAGUGAGUCUCCUGCCUCAGCUUCCCGAGUAGCUGGGACUACAGGCGCGUGCCACCACACCUGGCUAAUUUUUGUAUUUUUACUCAAGACAGGGUUUCACCAUGUUAGCCAGGAUGGUCUUGAUCUCCUGACCUCGUGAUCCACCCGCCUCAGCCUCCCAAAGUGCUGGGAUUACAGGUGUGAGCCACUGCGCCUGGCCUGUCCAGUUCUUCUUGAGAAACUGGACUUUUAUCAUUUACAUAUUGAAUUAGAAGUUGACACAUCACAUCCUCAUUAGACCCAAACUUUGGCCAGAAGAUUGAGGGAUUGAGGAUGGGUCCCUGAGUCCAAAUAAAAUAGUAAUAUUUUA
This is a messenger RNA of Pan troglodytes (chimpanzee), 4406 nucleotides long. RefSeq names its product cyclin dependent kinase 20 (gene CDK20). Gene Ontology annotation, molecular function: ATP binding; protein serine/threonine kinase activity. Gene Ontology annotation, biological process: protein phosphorylation. The coding region runs from base 1818 to 2756 and encodes 312 amino acids. The transcript has 10 exons. The record is from RefSeq and is a predicted model, not a curated record. Lineage: Eukaryota; Metazoa; Chordata; Mammalia; Primates; Hominidae. Gene Ontology annotation, cellular component: nucleus.